CCGACGCUCACAUCAAAUGGGGAGGUUGAGUAAUCUUAAAAUGUUAUUUACCUUUCUUGCAUCCCGUUUAGAGAGAUUAUAGGUGGUUUUGCGACACAGUCAUUCACUCAAAUCUCAUCGUCGGAGGACAUCUCAAUCAAAGAAAUUUGUAAUGUGGGUAAAAACUUCAACUUGUGCCAGAUGGUUGCACCUUCGGGAUUGAAAUCAUUCAGGAAUCUCGCGAACGGUAGCAAUAUUUAUACGUGGCAUCCAUCCCCUGCUGUCUAAACAUUAGUCAUCCAAACAAAAUCUUUAGUUUUCAGCAUGUCGUCCAAGAGGAUCUUCAACAUAAUAGUUGUGACAUCAACGUUUUGGUUCUCCGUUACUGUAUUAGUGCUGAUGUUCAACAGUGAGGUAACACGCGAAUCACUAACGAUGCUCAACGCGCCGGUAGUUUUAGACAGUGAUAAACAUCACUACAUGAAAGGAGCUGGUGUAAAUCCUUUACGUCCUGUCGACCAUCAAAAGCACAUUAAAUACCCUUGGGAAAAGGAUUCUUCUGAAAAACCGGCGGCCAAAGACGGCCUUUUGUCUAGCGCUGCCAAAGCAGUGAAUGUUUUGGCGGGGGUUCUUCCAAAAAACAGUGGUUCAAGAACUCGAGAAGUUUACGACGCGAGCAUAGCAAAACGCACGAAUCCUGGUGGUCUCGGAGAAGGAGGCAAACCGGCUUACUUAAUGUCCGACGAGGACAAAAAACUUGCGGAACAACAUUUUGGCGACCAUUCAUUCAACUGGGUACUUAGCGACAAGAUUUCGUUGGACAGGACCUUAGAGGACGUGAGAGGAGACCGUUGUAAGGCCAAACAUAACACAUACCCAACCAAGCUGCCAACAACGACUGUCAUAAUCUGCUUCCACAAAGAACGAUUGUCUGUGCUGCUCCGCACCAUACACAGUGUCAUUAACAGGACGCCACCUGAUCUGCUCAGUGGAAUUAUUGUUGUUGAUGACUUCAGUGAGGAUGAGAGACUUGGUAAACCACUGGAUGACCAUGUUGCAACAAUGAGCAAAGUGACCGUGCUACGGAACGAUAAACGGGAGGGGCUUGUUCGCGCACGCUUGAAAGGUGCCUACGCGGCCAAAGGUGAAGUUCUCACGUUCCUUGAUUCGCACUGCGAGGCGACCCCAGGCUGGGCAGAGCCUCUUUUGGCGCGAAUUGCAGAUUCACGCUCCAAUGUUGUGUGCCCCGCUAUCGAAGUCCUGAAUGCCGACACAUUUGCGUACCAAGGCUCUGCAAACGCUGAUCAGAGAGGAGGAUUCGGUUGGGAUUUGUUCUUUAAAUGGAAAGGAAUUCCCCCGGAAGAACAGAAACUACGAAAAGAUAGUUCAGAUCCUAUCAGGACCCCCACGAUGGCAGGUGGUUUGUUCUCCAUCCACAGACAGUACUUCUUUGAUCUUGGGUCGUAUGACGAAGAGAUGGACAUCUGGGGAGGAGAAAAUCUCGAGCUUUCCUUCAGGAUAUGGAUGUGUGGUGGUCGGCUGGAGAUCGUACCUUGUUCUCGCGUUGGUCACGUGUUCCGUAAGUACACCAGCCCGUACAAAUUCCCGGAUGGAGUGGAGAAGACUCUCAACAAGAACUUCAAUCGACUGGCAGAAGUCUGGAUGGACGAGUACAAGGAACUUUACUAUAACAAGAAGCCACAGGCGAGGAACAUGGAGUAUGGAGACAUCAGUAAGCGCCUGGAGUUGAGGAAGAGAUUAGGGUGCAAAAGCUUUAAGUGGUACAUAGAAAACGUGUACCCUGAUGUCCAGAUGCCUGAGUUAAAUCCGCCAGCCAGUGGCGAGGUUCGAAACCCGCCAAGUGGAUACUGUUUGGACUCGCUUGGAGCCAAACCCGAACACUCAGCUCGAAUGGGAGCUUAUGUUUGCCAUGGGCAGGGUGGAAAUCAGAUGCUGGUAAUGUCGUCAAAAGGCGAGAUAAUCUUUGAGGAAGAGAACUGUCUUGACGUGUCGAAGUCUUAUGCUGGGGCUCCUGUGGAGAUCUUGAAAUGUCACGGGAUGGGCGGCAAUCAGAAAUGGGAACACGACAAAAAAAGCGGAAUUAUCAAACACAUCAGUACGGGUCAAUGCUUAGAUCGUGGGUCCAGCGGAGAACAGUACGUAGUUAUGAAUCCUUGCGACGGACGCGAUUCACAGAGAUGGGUCUUCUCCAAGUACAAAGAUACAUAACACCACCUGAAUGUUCCCGCUUUGGAACAAGUUGAAUAUAUCAGUUAUCACAAGAGAUCAAGCUGAGAGACUCUAUUCCCUUUGUGGGCCGUGCUCCUUAGGUAAUCUCUGUUAAGUUAUUUUUAGAUAACUCCCGUUUUUGCAGAUCCCGGAAGGAUCUAGAAACAGUCAGUCUAGUGUCGCCAAUUUUGCUCUGGUGCAUAUCCCCUGCACAGUCUGUUUGUUCUUCACUAAAUCAUUCAAAGAAAACGCAAGAUACUUGUCAUGUUACACGCAAGAAACAUGCGAGGUACUUGUGAUAUUGUUACCAGGAACCUUGAGUCUAAAACUACUAUAAACGUUCUAUUAAGCUACGGGGGUGGGGGGAGGAUAUAAUGCCAGGCAUUUUCUCUCACCCAGAUUUAAUGACUUCCGUAUAGGGCAUGUAUGUCUGGUCAAAACGCUACGAUAUUUUAAACGGAAAGCAGACUCCAAAAGACGUAUAUUUUCGUGCGCAAUGCCAAAACAAAUGACCAUAAAACUACUGUUUUAGAACUUGAGGGAAGGAGGAGACGGGAGCGUACAAGAAAAUGAUAAGCCAGGACGGGGUUUCUAAUAGAUGGGGGAAAGGGGCUCAUAUGAAAG
Messenger RNA from Pocillopora verrucosa, 2832 nucleotides. Its product is annotated as polypeptide N-acetylgalactosaminyltransferase 13. Lineage: Eukaryota; Metazoa; Cnidaria; Anthozoa; Scleractinia; Pocilloporidae. Gene Ontology annotation, biological process: protein O-linked glycosylation. Gene Ontology annotation, cellular component: Golgi apparatus. The record is from RefSeq and is a predicted model, not a curated record. Gene Ontology annotation, molecular function: polypeptide N-acetylgalactosaminyltransferase activity.